AUGUAUUCAAAUCCAAAUUCACGAUCAAAUUCAAUGGUUAAAUUAUUUCGACGUCGUUCAACAGCAACAACAUCAGGUGUUGGAGAAAGUUUAUAUGGAGAUGAUUUAGAAUGGGACAAAUCAGAUUGUUCUCGACAUUUACUUGAAUCUGAUGCUUUGUCAUCUUAUGAUGUAAAUGAAAUGGCUGAAAUAUUACGUAAUCGUUUUCUUGAAUUUGAUAUGUCAUCACAAACAGGUGAACAUCAUAUAUCUUCACGUCAAUCAUCGUUAUUAGGCGAAGUAUUAACGCCUAUGACAAAUUAUGAUUUUACUAUUGAAGAAUUUCUUAAGACAAAUUUCAUAACACCAAAAAUCACAUUUGAUAUUGAAUCUUUAUAUGAAAAUAAAAUCAUGAAUCGUCCUUUUCAUCGAAGUUUAACAGAUUUAAAUAUAAAAGCUCAUCAAGAAACAAUACUUUUAUCAAAACAUUUAUCCUUAAUGGAUAUAUCAUCCAUCGAAUGGACAUUUCUAAAGCAUGCAACACCGCGUGCAUUAUUAUUAGCAAAUGCAAAUUAUCGAACAUCAUUUAGCCAAAUACCUCAAUCUAUGGAACCUGAGCCAGAACCAUUUUUAUUCAAUACAAAAACAAGUUUAAAUUUCUCACGUUUAUCCAGAUUAGCAAUGAUUCGUUUAUAUAUGUCAAAAUUAAGGGAAAAAGUUUUUUCCUUUGUUUUAGAAACUAUUCAACCAUCAAAACGAUCACCAAUGCCAAUUAUUACAGAAGAAACUAUCGAGACUUAUGAUAUUAUCGAAGAAUAA
Molecule: messenger RNA, 798 nt
Organism: Rotaria socialis
Lineage: Eukaryota; Metazoa; Rotifera; Eurotatoria; Philodinida; Philodinidae
Source: the annotation of a GenBank genome assembly